UAAUCGCGCUAUUAGACGAUCUUUGACCGCGCUCCUCCUCCCCGCUCCCUUGUCUUCUCUGUCGACAGGAAACGAGCAGCUGGCUUCGGGUUUGCAAUCGUCGGCUGCCGCCAAGUGGACAAUAAAUCGACUAUCUUCGGAGCAUCCUUUUGACCAGGUCAGAGUCCGUCGAGGAGCCGAGGGGAUGUCCGUCGCGGGAUUUAAGAAGCAGUUCCACAAGGCCACGCAGAAAGUCAGCGAGAAGGUGGGCGGCGCCGAAGGCACCAAGCUAGACGAUGACUUCAAGGAAAUGGAGAAGAAGGUGGACAUCACAAGCAGAGCGGUUCUGGAUAUCAUGACCAGGACUACAGAGUACCUGCAGCCCAAUCCAGCAUCCAGAGCCAAGCUAAGCAUGAUCAACACCAUGUCCAAAAUACGCGGACAAGAAAAGGGACCCGGAUACCCUCAGGCUGAGUCUGUCCUGGGAGACGCUAUGUUGAAGUUUGGACGAGAGCUGGGGGAGGAGUCCAGCUUUGGCCUGGCGCUCAUGGACGCUGGGGAAUCGAUGAAGGAGCUGGGCGAGGUGAAGGACGCUCUCGACAUGGAAGUCAAACAGAACUUUAUUGACCCGCUGCAGAACCUCCACGACAAAGACCUGAAGGAGAUCCAGCACCACCUGAAGAAGAUGGAAGGACGCCGCCUCGACUUUGACUACAAGAAGAAGCGACAGGGGAAGGUGCAGGACGACGAGAUUAAACAAGCGCUGGAGAAGUUUGACGAGAGCAAAGAGAUCGCCGAGCAGAGCAUGUUCAACCUUCUGGAAAGCGAUAUCGAGCAGGUGAGCCAACUGGCGGCGCUGGUCCAUGCUCAGCUGGAGUACCACAGCCGCACCACUCAGAUCCUUCAGCAGCUCUCCAGCAAGAUGGAGGACAGGAUAAAGGAAGUGUCCAGCAAACCCAGGAAGGAGUUUGUUCCCAAACCUCGCAUGACUUUGGAGCUACUGCCCCCGAGCGAGAAUCACAACGGCGGUCUUCAUUCUGCAAAAUCCCCUGGAAGAUCACCGGCCCCACUGGAUCAGCCGUGCUGCCGGGCGCUCUACGACUUUGAACCGGAGAACGAAGGCGAGCUGGGUUUCAAAGAAGGCGACGUCAUCACACUGACCAAUCAGAUCGACGACAACUGGUACGAGGGAAUGAUCCACGGCCACUCGGGCUUCUUCCCCAUCAACUACGUAGACAUACUGGUGCCGCUCCCGCAUUAAGGCCCGCCGCCGCUGCCCAGCACAACCUUUGCCGAGGUCCACGAAUCCCCGCCUCCUCCUUAUUCUUCUGUGCUUUGUGCGACUGCGUGACGUCAUGAUUGGCGGCCGCCUGCCGGCUGCGUGACUCAAGUUGGAAGAAGAGAGGUGAGCGUGUCCGCAUGAGACCGCGUGAGGAUCUCCACGCCGCCACAGGGGGCGCUGUGGCAUAAAUGUGCGUGCCGUCUUCCAUGCGUCUUCAGCAUUGCUCUCUCCUUUUCUUCUUCCACGCCACGUUUGCAUGAGGCGGCCUUUUCGCAUCAUGGGGGGGCGGGGUCUUCUCAUGACAACGCCGACGUCAGUGUUUUUUUGUCGAACGUCUGCUUGUUGGCGUGUCUUUCUUGUGGCUUUUGCAUGCAAGGCUGUUCGAAAGAGGUGGACAUUACUUCUUACAUCACAAAAGGUCACCGUGUUAUAAGACCGCCAAAGGGGCGGUUGUGUGUGAGGUGAAUCAUUUUUUAGUAGACGCUAAAGUAUUCAACGUUGUCAGGCAAGUGUAACCAAGUGUGCUUCUAGACCAUUGGUGUCCAAAGUGUGGCCUGGGGCAAAACGUCAACUUUUAAAAACAACAGCAGCAGCAAAAGUGGAAAAAAUUAAGUCCUGUGUUGUCCAAAGUGCAGCUUGGGGGCCAUUUUCUGGCCUGCAGCUUGUUUUUAAUUGGUCCAGGCCCAUAAUACAAUUUCACGAAAAAACAACAAAAGUUGAAACUCAGCAAAAAAGCAUAAUGUAAUGAUAAAAAGUUAAAAUGUUUACAAUAAACGGAAAAAGCACUUUUGAUUGAAAUUGCGUGCGAAUGCUGAAAAGCUGAAGCCAAACUGAAAUGUGAAUAGGUAGCACGCAAGACAGAUAGGUUAUAUACUUUGUUACCUGACCCUAAGUGCAUACCUGAUGACAUGCUAACGUUAGUGUGUGUCAAGUACCAAAAUAUAUAACUUUGAGGUGUAUACUUGCAAAAAUAGCAAAACAAGCUAACAUGCUAACAGUAAACGUGUGUCAAGUACCAAAAUAUAUGAUUCCGAGGUGUAUUAAAGUUAAGUUAAAGUACCAAUGAUUGUCACACACACUAGCUGUGGUGAAAUUUGUCCUCUGCAUUUGACCCAUCCCCUUGAUCACCCCCUGGGAGGUGAGGGGAGCAGUGGGCAGCAGCGGUGCCGCGCCCGGGAAUCAAUUUUGGUGAUUUAACCCCCAAUUACAACCCUUAAUGCUGAGUGCCAAACAGGGAGAUAAUGGGUCGCAUUUUUAUAGUCUUUGGUAUAACUCGGCUGGGGUUUGAACUCACAACCUACCGAUCUCAGGGCGGACACUCUAACCACUAGGCCACUUAGUAGGUACCUAAAUAAAUAGCUAAAAAUUACAGCAUGCUACUGUUAGCAUGCUAACUUUACCAUGCUAGCAAUUGAUUAACAUUAGCACGGUGCAUUAUGACUCUAUGACUCUGGAAUGGUUUUAAUUAGUUGGUAAAUGUGGAAAUUUGGAAGUUUGAAAUUGUAUUUAUUAUUUUUGAAUGGGACAAAUGUCCCGGAAAAUGUGGAAUUCCUGGAAAUAAGGACAUUUUUGAAAAAUAUAGAAAAAAAAUAGUAAUACGCAUGACAUGAAUGAACUGAACAUUGUGAAAGUGGAAUGGUUUGACUCAGAUUGAAAAUGUUGGAAGAGAAGACAGACAAAAAGUAGGGUGGAAUAAUGCUUUUCAGCAUUCACACUAUAAGGUAACCGCAUUGUUCGAUACAACACAGAGCUGUUUUGUAUUUGCUGCUGCUUUUAGCCUUUUUUUUUUUUUUUU
Entelurus aequoreus (snake pipefish) is the source of this 3056-nucleotide messenger RNA. Its product is annotated as endophilin-A1-like. Gene Ontology annotation, biological process: synaptic vesicle uncoating. Bases 185 to 1240 code for a protein of 351 amino acids. The transcript has 8 exons. Gene Ontology annotation, cellular component: presynapse; cytoplasm; glutamatergic synapse. Lineage: Eukaryota; Metazoa; Chordata; Actinopteri; Syngnathiformes; Syngnathidae. Gene Ontology annotation, molecular function: protein binding. The record is from RefSeq and is a predicted model, not a curated record.